This is a messenger RNA of Prorocentrum cordatum, 201 nucleotides long. Lineage: Eukaryota; Dinophyceae; Prorocentrales; Prorocentraceae. The record is from the annotation of a GenBank genome assembly.
GCGCGCGGCUGGCGGACCCUCCGGGCGGGGGGCCUCCGCGCCAUGCCCAGCGAGGGCGGGCGCCGGGCAUCGCCCAGCGCAGGCACGAAGACCCACGAGACCAACGAUGCGGGCGAGGACAUCGUCACGAUCGAGCCGACGGAGUCCGUCUAUGCAUCGCUGCCCGUCCAGGGCGCGACUGCCUCGGACGUGCAGGUGUGA